AUGACGUGGGAGAGGAACGAGACGUGAUUGACAGCUGGGAGCGGAGCCUCCUUACUGGGUGUGUGAGAGCCCUUGCUGAGGCUCUGAGACCCUCAGAAAUCGAAAGUGCUGCAAGGAUGAAAAGAAAGGGCUCAGUUUCUGAAGAUGUUGAAUUUACUUUUACACCACUGGUGAUCUUAGAGCUUGCCAAAGAUACUCCAGAGGAGACAACAGAAUGGCUCAUUCAAAAAAUCAAAGAUGGAAAGCACUUGAGUGGUGCCCAUUUGAGUAUCAGACCUUUGGAGGAAAACUCCAAAGUAUAUGUUAUUGGAGCAUCUUGGAGAAGGUUACUGCUUGGAGCUGAAAGCUUGGGCUUCGUUAAGGAAUUUCAGGAUGGAUCAAUGAGAGUCUUUACUUACAACAAUAGAGAGGAUUACAAGCAUUUUACAGAUGAUGACAGUGAUUUUCUGACAAUGACAGAAAAGCAGUACAUCAUCAAACGUGAAUUGGAAAAUCUGAGGGCAGUAAAUGAGACCAUGGUCCCUGGUCACCCACAAGCCAAACUCUACCCUGGAAAAUCAAUCUUUCGCCGUUUGCAAACCAGUGGAAUUCUAAUUCAACUCUAUCCCCUACAUGAACCAGCAGAACUUAAAAAGCUCAGUUUUAUCUGGUAUCGGCAAGUAAAGUUUUCUUUUCAGCCUCUUGAUGAGAUCCAGAAAUACUUUGGACAGAGCAUUGCGCUUUAUUUUGCUUUCUUGGAGUAUUUCACCUUUGCUUUGUUUCCCAUGGCUGUAAUUGGAGUGCCUUACUAUAUAUUUGCAUGGGAAGAUUAUGACAAGUAUAUAGUGUUUGCCACUUUCAACCUUGUGUGGUCAACCAUUGUCCUGGAAGUCUGGAAGCGUUGGUGUUCUAGACUUUCUUAUAAGUGGGGGACACUGACAAUGAAGAGGGAGUUUGAAGAACCUCGGCCUGGCUUUCAUGGCACGUUGGGAGUGAAUCCAGCAACUGGCAGAAAGGAGCCUGUAUAUCCUUCUUACCGGCGGCAGCUGCGUAUCUACUUGGUUUCAGUGCCUUUUGUCUGCUUCAGCCUCUACAUCUGUAUUGUUGUUAUGAUGAUCUACUUUGGAAUGGAGGAUCUGGUUUUAGCCUAUAAUGAAGAGGCUCAAUCAAUGUUCAGCAGUAGCUUGCUGUAUCUCCCUAGUGUUGUUUAUGCUUUAGUUAUUGAAAUUAUGAAUCGAAUUUACAGAUAUGCUGCCACAUUUUUAACUUCAUGGGAAAACCACAGGCUUGAAUCAUCUUAUCAAAAUCAUUUAGUUUUGAAAGUGUUGGUGUUCAAUUUUGUGAACUGUUUUGCAUCCCUUUUCUACAUUGCAUUUAUUCUUCAGGAUAUGAAACUUUUGAGACAGAAUCUGGCUGCCUUACUCAUUACCUCACAAAUAAUCAACCAAUUUGUGGAAUCCUUGUUUCCUUAUUGCCUUCAAAAACACCGCAAAAAGAUUAUCAAGCAGAAGCUUAGUAUAUCAACUGAAGAAAAAGAACCGUUAACUGAUCAAGUCAAGCUGGAAGGGAAAAUGGACACAUUCUUGGGAACAUUUGAUGAUUACUUGGAAUUGUUCCAACAGUUUGGCUAUGUCAGUCUUUUCUCGUGUGUUUACCCUCUGGCGGCUAUAUUGGCAGUUUUGAACAAUAUCACCGAAGUAUUUUCUGAUGCCCUGAAAAUGUGUCGUGUCUUCAAACGGCCAUUCUCCCAGCCUGGAUCUGAUAUUGGAGUCUGGUUGCUGGCUUUUGAAACAAUGGGAGUUAUUUCAGUGAUGACCAACUGUGCACUGAUUGGGAUGUCUCCCCAAGUGAAGAGUUUCUUUCAGGGAAAAAGCAUAGAGCUUGUCCUAUUAAUUGUGGGUGUGGAGCAUGUACUGUUGGGUCUGAAAUUCAUCCUGGCAUUUGCCAUCUCUGAUAUACCAAGAGACAUUCGUAAUAAAGUCGCCAGGCUGGAAUUUGAGUCCAUGGAAGCCCUCAAACAAAAGCAAAUGAAGGAAGCUGAUGAGUCCCUCAAAAAGGAACAGCAAAAGGAUGAAAUGAGAAAAGAAAACCAAGUCAAGAAGAUUUAGUGUAAAGUGAAUAUGACGGACCUUAAUCAACUUAAGCUAUACACCAAAAUGUAUUAUCAAUAAGUAAUGGGUGUGAAAAAUAUGUAUUGCGUGAAAACUCUACAAAGCAUGGUGCUAAAUAUAAUCAAUUCUCUUGUAAAUUUAUUCACUAAUUCUCGCAUGAAGUGUUACCAUUUAGUUUAUGCAUCUAAAAUAUAUAAACCUAUUUUCACUGUAGAAUAAAGCAUUAAUCAGGAUGUGUGUGUGUGUAUGUAUGGAUAACCAAAAGGAGAUUUAUCCCAGAUGACCAACGUUUCAAGCGGACAGCUAGCAAUUUUCCCAGUAAUUGGCUACGUGCAGUGUGAAUGCUCGGAACAUGAGUCGGUAAAAAUUUCAACUGCUCUUUAUCUUGAAUUUGUAAAAGAUGGAAUGAUUUGAGAUUUUAUUUUUAAAAAAACUAUAAAUCAUAAAUACGAAUACACUACUUGAACUUCUAGCACUAUAAUUUAGCAGAGUGUAUUGGAGCAAGUGACUUUUAAAUCAAACUGCUGAUAUUAAAGUCAUUGUAAAUUAA
Chiloscyllium plagiosum (whitespotted bambooshark) is the source of this 2640-nucleotide messenger RNA. RefSeq names its product anoctamin 10a (gene ano10a). The record is from RefSeq and is a predicted model, not a curated record. Gene Ontology annotation, biological process: chloride transmembrane transport. Gene Ontology annotation, cellular component: plasma membrane. Gene Ontology annotation, molecular function: chloride channel activity. NCBI's taxonomy places the organism in Eukaryota, Metazoa, Chordata, Chondrichthyes, Orectolobiformes, Hemiscylliidae.